This is a messenger RNA of Eurypyga helias (sunbittern), 1786 nucleotides long. RefSeq names its product KIAA1598 ortholog (gene SHTN1). The record is from RefSeq and is a predicted model, not a curated record. Lineage: Eukaryota; Metazoa; Chordata; Aves; Eurypygiformes; Eurypygidae. The annotation marks the transcript as partial. The transcript is spliced from 16 exons.
GGCGAAUAUGAAGAGCUUAGAAAAGAAAAUAAGAAAACGAAAGAAGAGUGUGACAAAUUCAAGCAAGAACGAGAUGAGGCUGUCAAAAAACUGGAGGAGUUUCAGAAAAUUUCUCACAUGGUUAUUGAGGAAGUAAACUGUAUUCAGAACCAUCUUGAAAUUGAGAAGACGUGCCGUGAAAGUGCUGAGGCUUUGGCUUCUAAGCUGAACAAAGAGAAUAAGACCUUGAAAAGAAUUAGUAUGCUUUAUAUGGCAAAACUGGGCCCAGAAAUUAUCACUGAAGAGAUUAACAUUGAUGAGGAUGAUUCAUCCACAGAUACAGAAGCUAACUCUGGAUCAUGCAAUUCUGUGCAUUGUCAGCAGCAAAUAAAAGAGCUGCGAGAUCAAAUCAUAGCUGUUCAUGAGGAAAAGAAGACCUUAGCCAUUGAACUGGAAAACCUGAGGUGCAAACUUGUAGAAGUAAUUGAAGAAGUGAAUAAAGUGAAAGAAGAGAAGGCCGUUUUGACAACAGAAGUUAGUAAGCAGCAAAAACUGCUGGAGAAAUGCAACAGAGUGUCUGUUCUGGCAGUAGAGGAAUAUGAAGAGCUUCAUGUAAACUUUGAACUGGAAAAGAACCUGCGGAAGAAAGCGGAGUCAUUUGCACAAGAGAUGUUUAUUGAACAAAACAAGAUGAAAAGGCAAAGUCAGUUGCUUCUGCAGAAUUCUGCUCCUGACCAACAGCUUUUGAAGGCUUUGGAUGACAACGCUAAGCUAACCCAUACGUUAGAAGAAGAGAGGCUUCAGCACCAACAAAAGAUCAAAGAAUUGGAAGAGCAGCUAGAGAAUCAGGCACUGCAUAAGGAGAUUAGUCGUCUUAAACAGCAACUAGAACUUUUGGAAGAAGAUAAAAGGGAACUAGAGCUUAAGUGUCAGAACUCAGAAGAAAAAGCGAGAGACCUAAAGCAUUCAGUCGAUGAGCUUCAAAAGCGAAUACAACAGUCUGAAAAUCCUGCACCGCCGCCUCCACCGCCGCCCCCGCCUCCUCUUCCUCCUCCCCCUCCUCCGAACCCUAUACGGUCUCUCAUGUCAAUGAUUCGCAAGAGAUCUCACUCCAACACCAAUGUGAGCAAGAAGGAGAAGCCUCCCCAGCAGGAGUCAGGUGAAGAAGUUACGGAUCUGAAGCGACAAGCCGUCGAAGAAAUGAUGGACAGAAUUAAAAAGGGAGUUCAUCUGAGACCAGUCAAUCAGUCAAGCAGGCCUAAAACAAAGCCAGAGACACCAAAGCCCUCUGAAAGUGCAAUGAAAGAGUUAAAAGGGAUUCUGGAAACAUUGAACAAAUCCACUAGUUCCCGAAGCUUAAAGUCCCUGGAAACAGACAGCAGCGAAACAGAGCUGGAACGAGUUCUGCGGCGCCGGAAAGUGACCACUGACCAGGACAGUGGCAGUCCCACUGGAACCUUGGCCACCUCGGAAUCUAAAUCUCUGCCUGUGCUAGGUGCCGCACAAACAGCGUUGAACAAGAAAGACCUGGAGACGGAAUUCGGUUCCAAAGGGCCUGACACGGGUCCUGUCUCUGACCAGCUGAAGGGUGUCACGGGCUCCAAGCCCACACUACACAUUAAAACAAAUGUGGUGGGCCAGAUUCCGCAGUACCGCGGGGCUUCUUCCCACGGCGUCGCGGGUGUAAACCUGCUUCAUUGGAAAGGCUCCUCGUUGAGGAAGCUCUGCCAGCGAGAGAGGAGGUGCUGGGCUCUUGCCCGCCUGCCGCUGGGCUGGUGGGGAGGAGCAGAAAUCACCUGGAUGCUUG